Molecule: messenger RNA, 1305 nt
Organism: Trifolium pratense (red clover)
Lineage: Eukaryota; Viridiplantae; Streptophyta; Magnoliopsida; Fabales; Fabaceae
Product: WEB family protein At1g75720-like
Exons: 2
Coding region: 274-921 (215 amino acids)
Source: RefSeq, a predicted model, not a curated record
GUUAGGUCCAAAAUGUACCCCCACAUGAACAAUACCAAGACAAGAGUAUCUACCCACCGCUUUGGCUCUCUUUCACACAGUUAGAAUUGUUCUUUCUAGUGAAGUGGAAGCCAAGAAACGAAGCUUCCAAUCUUCAUACCAUAUAUUAUGCCAAUUGUCUCCUUUCUCUAUUUUCUAUUCCUUACUAACUUCUACUUAUAAGUUAAUAUAACCACUCACCAAUCUCAUUCUUCUCUAUCUUGGAGACUAGUGAAAGCAACAUAAAUAAAGAUCAUGAAUAGGAAAGAUGGUGUGAUGCUGCUCACCAGAAACACAGAGAUAGACACAAGGGCACCAUUCAGGUCUGUCAAAGAGGCUGUUACAUUAUUUGGUGAUAAAGUUUUAGCCGGAGAGCUCUAUGCAACUGCAACCAAACUCAAACACCAGAUACACGGUGGAGUAAAUGAAAAUGGAAUUGAUCAAUACUCGAGGAUUGAAAACGUUGCGGCUGAGUUGGAAGAGACACGAGAGAAUUUAGAGAAAGCUAAAGAAGAAAGCAUGGUAAUGGCACAUUGCAUGUCUUCUCUCCAAGAAGAACUCGAACGCACGAAGCAAGAGCUCGAACAAUUGAAGCAACGGGAAACAGAAAAACAUCAAGUGGAAACAUCAGAAAUCGAGGAUGUGAAGUUUGUCGAGAAUUUAACCACAUUUGAAGUGAAAAGUUCAAGAUUCGACGAAGAAUUGAUGAUGGAGUUUCAAAAGAAAAGGUACGUGACAUUCGCGAACCCACCGUCUGUUUCUCAUGUCAUGUUACCACAAAGUGAGGGUGAUGAGAAGUUGGAAAGGCACCCUUCUCUUAGGAAGAAGAAGAAGAAGUCAUUGCUUCCACUUAUUGGAAGUAUCUUUUCAAGGAAAAGGGGAACUAGCCAAGAAGUUCCAUGAUGAAUGAUGAGUUGAUUUGUGAAUUUUAGGGAGAAUGCAUUACAUAUAUUACCGGGAAUAAUAAUUGACAACAAGGUUUUGUUUUCAAGUUUUUUUUGUUUUUAAUUUUUUUUUUGAACAAAAUUUUAUUUUGGUGUCUUAUAUAUGUAUCAAACAAAGAGUGGCUAAUAACUAAUAUCCUGUAAAAUUUAGUUGAACUGUAUGAGAUGUUGAUUAGUAGAAUAGCCGAAUGUAUAUGGAUACUUGCAUGUUGUGGAUUUCAUGUUACAACAGUUACAAUUCCACUUCAAUAGUUGAGAUCAAAACUCAGGCUUUUGAGUUGGAAAAAUUGGCCUUAUAUGAUGAAUAUAGUUAUAAGUUAUGCAAUGGACUAAAUUAACUAUA